UUUUUUUCUAGUGGAGUCUGUUUUAUUUAGUGGUCUUUUACUUUUACGCUCUAGGGCUCCCGCAUGAGUGUUUUGGAGUACAGGGCUCUCCCCCGCUCGAUUUUCUCCCCCGCUCGACAGCUGCUCCCUCCCGCUCGAUUUUUUGAACGGAUCCAAGGAAUCAAUUUUGCCAUCUCUAAUUUAAUUAGAAAAUGUUUCUGAGAACACUUCCUCCUUGGAGUUUGUUUAUUCGAUUAGUUUUCUUUUGGAAUUACACAAGUUCUGAUUUUCUCUAUUUUCUUUUCGUACAAGCUUUUGACUACUCAUUUUCAGGUGAAUUUAUUGCUUCAAAUCCAAAUAUUUGGAAAGGUUGUACUGUCAUGGAAAUUGGUUCUGGUGUAGCUGCUCUUCCUUCAAUGACUGCAUUACGUUGUGGAGCUUCUAAAGUUGUAAUUACUGAACAAUCACAUUUGGACAAAGCAUUCACGUCAAUCCGAAACAAUUUGGAAAAGAAUUUUGAUUCUUCCCUUAUCGAAAAUUGUGUCUACUUGCUGGUUAGCUUUAACUUUUUAUUUUUUCAAAUCCAGUUUUUACCUCCCCCUCAGGGCUUUGAUUGGCAAAAUCCAGAAAUUGGAAUCACUGAAUUGCUCAACAAAUCAAUUCAAGUUGAUUAUCUUUUUGGCUCUGAUGUAUUUUAUGAUCCCUGUGUUUUUGAAAUUUUAAUAAAAACGCUGAGACGGCUAUUUGAUGUAUUCCCUUUUAUGGAAUUUUAUUUUUCUUACCAAAUAAGAGAUUCAGAUUGGACCAUAGAAGAAUUAUUAUUGGAACAAACAACAAAUAAUUAUUCUUUAAUUUCUACACUUAUUCGUUGUGUUGAUACUUGUAAACAUACAAUUUGUAUAGGCAAAAUUAUUAGGUCAAACUAUUUAUUGGACAGCAAAAUGAUAAGCAAUAAUGAUAAAGAAGAAAUGCAAAAUAAAUAUGAGGAAAAUGAUGGAAAAAUAUUUGCAGGGAUUGAAGGUGGUGCAACCUGUUCAACAUUCGUUUUAAUAGAUUCCCAUGGAAAUUUAUUGCAUCAAUUAAGUGGUGGUCCUGGCUUAAAUUUUCUAUUGGAUGGUGUUGAAAGUACUGCUGACAAAAUUGCGAGAUGGCUUCGCGAGGCAAUUGUAGAAAAGAAUAGGAAGGAGCAUUCAAUUCCAAACCCUAUAAGAUUGCCUGUAGCUGCCUUGGGUAUGGGUUUAUCUGGAGCAGAAAAUACAGCAACAAACACCCUUUUAUUGGAAUAUUUGCGUUCACAACAUGGAGAUUUGGCAGAAGCUUUGUUUCUUACAAGUGAUGCUGUUGCUGCUGUUGCUACAUGUUUUGAAAAAUGUGGUAUUGUUCUAAUUGCUGGUACAGGUUCUACUUGUCUUGGUGGUUGGGGACAUUUGGUAGGCGAUGAAGGCGGUGCUUUUUGGAUUAGCAUGAGGUUUUCUUGUAUAUUUUUAUUUUCUGGAUGUCAAAGAAAUAACGGGGUAUCCUUACCGAUACUCGAUUUCGGUUACUGAUGCGCACCUUUUGACCCGAAGC
This is a messenger RNA of Meloidogyne enterolobii, 1548 nucleotides long. The record is from the annotation of a GenBank genome assembly. Lineage: Eukaryota; Metazoa; Nematoda; Chromadorea; Rhabditida; Meloidogynidae.